Messenger RNA from Pseudoliparis swirei, 11640 nucleotides. It is a transcript of the gene ago2, whose product is annotated as argonaute RISC catalytic component 2. Gene Ontology annotation, cellular component: RISC complex. Gene Ontology annotation, molecular function: endoribonuclease activity, cleaving siRNA-paired mRNA; protein binding; RNA binding. Lineage: Eukaryota; Metazoa; Chordata; Actinopteri; Perciformes; Liparidae. Bases 110 to 2818 code for a protein of 902 amino acids. The record is from RefSeq and is a predicted model, not a curated record. Gene Ontology annotation, biological process: regulation of DNA-templated transcription; regulatory ncRNA-mediated gene silencing. The transcript has 20 exons.
CUGAGGAUGAGAGACUCCAAAUAUUUACCACUUGGCUAACUAAAUAUCUUUAUUUCCAAACCGGGCUUCAUCCCUCGCUCUUGUACAUAUACAAGCUGUUUGACCACGCAUGAGUUUAGGUGGAAUUUGUCCGAAUCCAAGUGGAGUAUCUGAACGUCCACGACACGCUCAGAAAGUGGACAAAAUGUAUUCCUCUGCUGGAGUCACCGAGAUGCAGGAGGGACCCCGUUCCUCCGGGUCAACGGGCUCUGACCCCCCUGUUUUAGACCCGCCAUCCUCCCCAGUGCCAGAAUAUGUGUUCAAGCCACCAUCACGGCCAGACUUUGGCACCAUGGGCCGGACAAUCAAGCUCCAGGCCAACUUCUUCGAGAUGGAAAUCCCCAAACUGGAGGUCUACCAUUAUGACAUCGACAUCAAGCCUGAGAAAUGCCCCAGGAGGGUCAACCGUGAAAUAGUGGAGCACAUGGUCCAGCACUUUAAAACACAGAUCUUUGGUGAUCGAAAGCCAGUUUACGACGGGAGGAAGAAUCUCUACACUGCCAUGCCCUUACCCAUAGGCAGAGAAAAAGUGGAGCUUGAGGUAACCAUUCCUGGUGAAGGCAAAGACCGCAGCUUCAAAGUAUCAAUCAAGUGGGUGUCUUGCGUUAGCCUGCAAGCGCUGCACGAGGCUCUAGCGGGGCGGCUACCCAGCGUCCCCUUUGAGACCGUCCAAGCCUUGGAUGUUGUCAUGAGACAUUUGCCCUCUAUGAGGUAUACGCCAGUGGGCCGCUCUUUCUUCACGCCCUCAGAGGGAUGUUCGAACCCCCUCGGUGGUGGCAGAGAGGUGUGGUUUGGCUUCCACCAGUCGGUCAGGCCUUCCCUCUGGAAGAUGAUGCUCAACAUCGACGUUUCUGCCACUGCGUUCUACAAAGCCCAGCCUGUUAUCGAGUUCAUGUGUGAGGUCUUGGAUUUUAAAAGCAUUGAAGAACAACAGAAGCCCUUAACAGACUCCCAAAGAGUGAAAUUCACUAAGGAAAUCAAAGGCCUGAAAGUGGAGAUCACUCACUGUGGGCAGAUGAAGAGGAAGUACAGAGUGUGCAACGUGACCAGAAGACCAGCCAGCCACCAGACGUUCCCCCUACAGCAGGAGAACGGCCAAACUAUUGAAUGCACCGUAGCACAGUACUUCAAAGACAAGUACAAGCUCAUCCUGAGAUACCCCCACCUCCCAUGUCUACAGGUGGGGCAGGAGCAGAAGCACACCUACCUACCUCUGGAGGUGUGUAACAUAGUGGCUGGACAGCGCUGCAUCAAAAAGCUGACCGACAAUCAGACCUCCACGAUGAUCCGUGCCACAGCCCGAUCGGCACCUGACCGUCAGGACGAGAUUAGUAAAUUGAUGAGAAGUGCCAACUUCAACACUGACCCGUACGUUCGUGAGUUUGGAGUGAUGGUGAGGGAUGAGAUGACCGAAGUGAAUGGCCGUGUCUUACAAGCACCGUCCAUUCUGUACGGAGGCAGGAACAAAGCAAUAGCCACACCAAUCCAGGGAGUAUGGGACAUGAGGAACAAGCAGUUCCACACUGGCAUUGAGAUCAAAGUGUGGGCCAUCGCCUGCUUCGCACCACAGAGGCAGUGUACGGAACUCCUGCUCAAAGCGUUCACAGAUCAACUGAGGAAGAUUUCUAGAGAUGCAGGGAUGCCCAUCCAGGGUCAGCCUUGCUUCUGUAAGUACGCCCAGGGAGCGGACAGCGUGGAGCCCAUGUUCAGGCACCUCAAGUACACCUACCAGGGCCUCCAGCUGGUGGUCGUCAUUCUGCCGGGGAAGACACCCGUCUACGCUGAGGUGAAGCGUGUCGGGGACACGGUGCUUGGCAUGGCCACGCAGUGUGUGCAGGUGAAGAAUGUUCAGAAGACAACGCCUCAGACACUCUCCAACCUCUGUCUGAAGAUCAACGUCAAGCUGGGCGGCGUCAACAACAUCCUCCUCCCGCAGGGCAGGCCGUUGGUCUUCCAGCAGCCGGUGAUCUUCCUCGGUGCUGAUGUGACUCAUCCUCCAGCAGGAGAUGGAAAAAAGCCGUCCAUUGCUGCUGUCGUUGGUAGCAUGGAUGCUCAUCCCAGCAGAUACUGUGCCACAGUGCGGGUGCAGCAGCACAGGCAGGACAUCAUCCAGGACCUGGCCACCAUGGUGAGGGAGCUGCUCAUCCAGUUCUACAAGUCCACUCGCUUCAAGCCCACCAGAAUCAUCUACUACCGGGACGGCAUCUCCGAGGGCCAGUUCAACCAGAUGCAGGUCCUUCAGCACGAGCUGCUGGCGAUCCGUGAGGCCUGCAUAAAACUAGAGAAGGACUACCAGCCGGGUAUCACCUUUGUGGUCGUGCAGAAGAGACACCACACAAGACUGUUCUGUAUGGACAGAAACGAGAGGGUUGGGAAGAGUGGCAACAUUCCUGCAGGCACCACAGUGGACACCAAAAUCACUCACCCCUCAGAAUUUGACUUCUACCUUUGCAGUCACGCUGGCAUUCAGGGGACCAGCAGGCCGUCUCAUUACCAUGUGCUCUGGGACGACAACCACUUCACUUCAGAUGAACUGCAGGUCCUCACCUAUCAGCUCUGCCACACCUACGUUCGCUGCACCCGGUCCGUUUCCAUCCCAGCACCAGCUUACUACGCCCACUUGGUGGCCUUCCGGGCUCGCUAUCACUUGGUGGACAAAGAGCAUGACAGUGCCGAGGGCAGUCAUACAUCAGGCCAGAGUAACGGGCGGGACCAACAGGCCUUGGCCAAGGCCGUGCAGAUCCACCAGGACACCCUGCGCACCAUGUACUUUGCCUAAGAGCACAGGUUGGCGUGGGUCAGACCCCACUGAUAGAGCACACACGCCCUCACUGUCAGCUGCAGAUGGCGUCACAGAGUCGGCUACCUACUCACAGGCCUGUCGGUUACCCAUAUGUCUACAAUUGUACUUCAGCCCCUGACCCAAACAAAUCAAGCCAGCUAUUAGACUGUAAGAUGCAAAAAAGAAAAUCCCUAUUUAUUGGGGUUUGUGCUGGAAGACGUUUUAUUUACAUGUCAUGUGCAUUCGUGUGCGUUUGUAUUUGUUAUCAGGAAAUAUGUUGCAAAGAAUGAAAGGAAAAAGUUUGGACGUUUAGAAGACAAAUUCUAAUCUAGUGGGCAGUAUCGUUAUAUGUGAGGGUGAUUUCUAAGUCAGAAGAAACCGAUUACCCUCCUCCUCCUGUUUGCAUUGUUUAUAAGGCUCUGGGUCCUGCAUGGGAGAAAGAUCAAGAUCAUCACAAGAUCCGGGGGCCUGUUCUCUCUUUAUCUGCCUAAAGAUUUGACCCUCCGACAAACAUUAUUAUUUAUCCGCCAAUCAAAGCAAAGUGCACUGACCAGAGUGUGUCAUUCAAUCAGUACAAAAAGUACUUAGUUUAUUGAGGCUUGUGUGUGUGAUUUUUCACAUAGGGCACUAUGUGAUGAAAAGUGCCAUUUGAGACCACCUUUCUGUUGGCCUGUCUGUGUGCAACGAUGAAUCUGACCCACAUUUGCUGGUUUUUCAGUAUUUGUCCUCGAGUGACACUGAAGCCCAUUUUAUGCCAGAUCUGCUGACAAUUUACAAAAGGAUUCUUUGCAUCAGAUUUGUGAUCAACCCUUGAACCAACACUUACUUCAUUACAGAGGUGGGCUGUCAAUGUUCAGAUUAAGAUGCAGAGAACACCCAGUGCGUCCUCCUCUUCCUCUUUUUAGUCAGUAACCCUAUUCCCAUGCCGAGACGUAGUGUACUGGGACCGGUUCCCAACAAGGACACCUUUCUAAUGUAGUCUGAGCCGUGUUGAUGAGACCCAUCAUUUAGAAAUCAACAUAGUGAUGAACUCCUUUUUUUGUUGUUGGUUCCUUUCUGUUAUAUAGUCUAAUUUAAUUUCAAUCAGUUUUGUAAUGGAUAUGCAUGUAGCUGACUCGUUCUUUAUUUUUUAGACAUUUGUGAUAAUAGUUUCUUUCUUAGUUUUUACACAUUAACCCUACUUCUAUGUUUUAAUGUAUAUAGCAGCAGGAUGGUGUUUUCUGCAGUGUCUUUGUCAGGGCGGGGUAUUUGUGUGGCGUCUCGAUGUCGAGGCAUUCGGUACAGAGGAGGAACAGCUGCACCGUUUCAGAGUUUAACUGAUUGAAAUUCCCUUAAAAAUAACAACUAACAACGAGGGUUUGCUCCAUGAAUUGGGAGCAGUUGUCGCACAAAAGCUUGGGUUUUAUGCAAAUGAAUUUUUGUGAGUCUUUAUACUAUAUAGUGAUGUUGGUUAUGAGGUAUAUUUUGAAUAAGCUUUCAGUGGAGACGGCUGAAAAUAUUAUCGUUGUUUGUUUUUCUUUUAAUGACUGGCCCACAUGUAGUCUAAAUUAACACUGUCUAUUUGUAUACAGAUUUAAAUGCAAAAAUGAUCUUGCCUUCUAAGACUUUUACAGUCUUACUAAUAAUUCUAAACAUUUCCUAACAUCCCAUCUGAGUUUUACUAAGUUAAGCUAGCGAGUGUUCAUAUCGUCUUGAUUGGAGGCGAGUAGUCUAUAUUUUCUAUCUGUAUCAUUUUUAACCCAGAGAUUGAACAGUGGGAAAUCUCACAUCAAUUAGGGUCAUUUAUAGAGGUAGAUAAUCAGGUUUCUGUUAUUUAAUUAUUUUUUUUACAUGUUGCAUUUAGUAGCGUUUCUUAGUGCUUAUCAGCAUCUUCAUGCCUUUCUAACCGGAUGAAGAGUUUGUGGUCAUUUGUAACAUUGUAGAUUUUAUAGCCUAAAUAUUUUGUGUAUCCUUUGUAACACAAUCUUUCUCAGCCAAACAAGAUUACAAACUUUUACAUUAUUAACAUUCAAGAGACAUUGAAGCACAAACGGCCAUCUUCAUUCUAGGUGCUAGAAGUUGUCACUGUAAGCCACCUUAACUCCUCACUGGUCAACAAGGCUUUUUAACUUGUACGCUAAAAAAGAAAAGAUGCUUCGUCCUUUUGAGGAUCUUUUUCUCUCCCCUUGACGACCUCUCUGUGUUACUCUUUUUACUCACUACCUGUAAAGCAACUAGAAAGCCGACUGACUGUGUUUGUGGGGCAUUCUGAAAAUCAUGUUCUUGAUAUUUACUGUUAUGAUGUCAAUAUUGUUCUUAUCGGUGCUGGUCUCGCAACAUGUAAAUUUGGAUGCACUUUUGAUCGCAGAACGUUGGUAUGACUUCUAUAGAUGUGUGUUCCUCACAUGAAGCAGGAGGCUCGGCCAUAUGGCGUGACACCGGUGUAAUUGUAUGGAAAUGGCCGUGUGUUCUACCUCUUGUUACCUGUUCAAGUGUUAUGGUAACAUCACACUGCUGGCCAUUUCUGUAUAAUUACCCCUGCUAUCUAUCUAAUUGGCAUUGUUUGAGUCUUGCAUUGACAUUAGAGGUUUUAAACGUUUGGUGUGCAUGAUGCUACCCGCGCUUUCUCGGUUUAUGUCGUUUUGUGAUAUUUCAUUUCAUAUUUUACUCAAAUUGAUGAGUUUUUUUAGUUUUUUUAGGGGUUUUGAGCAUUGAGCUGUAUGACCAAAUUCCUGCAGUGUGUUUGUAUUCACACACAACUUUCCCUUUCUUUUCUUUUUAUUCUAUGCACCAGUGGAAUGAGACUUUCUUUGGACACCUUGAUUUUUCCACCUGAGCAGUACAACAACAAAUACAAAGCCCACAUCGGAUAUGAUCAUUACAUAUCCUGGAGUUGGAGGAUUUGUAAAUGUGCUGUUAGACUGUUUAAGUUGCAAACUGACAACAAAAAUGGAGAGAAUGGCUCCUUCAGCCUGAAAAAAGUCGAACAUGUCUAAAAAUCCAUGUGAUAUUUUCUUUUACGUCAUCUUAUUCCGGAAGGCCUCUGACCAUUUACAGUUCAUCACACAGCUUAUUUGUAGCAUCGUGACAUCACGCACCGUGUGACGUCUUUCGGUGCGAGUGUGAGCUUCCGUUGCAUUCUAUGGAGGCCGGUGGAGGCGGAGCCCCGUGGUGGUCUGUUUGGACAUGUGGAUGUCAUGUUGUGGAGAGCGUGGGAAAGUGAACGGCUGUCUGAGAUGAUGGUGUGCGGAAAUUUAAAAAAUCCAGUUGUCUUUUAUUAGGGAGACGGCUUUGUCCUUGUAGUUCCCGCUCUGUCGUGUUUUACAUUAACUAUACCAGCACCUUAACAUAGCGGAUCAGAACGGCGUUGCUUUUCCUGGAGAUAAAACUCAAAACAUUUGACAAUGUUGUUUUUGCACUAAACAAGAGUACACUUUGGUAGCUGCCGCAGCAGUGAGAGGGGUUGUCAGACGGCUUCGACAAGAGGCACGAGCCGACCGGCUUGAGAGGCUCGGCGUUCGUAAAGCCUGCAGAGCGAGAGGGGUUCUACCAAGCUAACCAGCAUGCAGCCUGUCGUCUUUGAGAAAUGUUGCCUUUUUAAAUGUAAACGACAGAGUGAAGUCUGGUGGCGACGGUGGAUGGCCUUUGUCCAGUGAUGCUGGCGGAAGGUGCUUUAUGCAAAAGAAACUGACGGGUGUUGAAAAGAGCCGAUCAGCUACGAUCCGUAAGACGUCUGUCGAGGCGAGGAUGCCAAAGUGCCGUGAGAGGAAGACGUGCGCGUGAAGGGUUGACGGUCAGUCUUUGUUCGAGGUUACCAAGUAAACAUAAUGCUUAACGUCAGGCGUGUUCAUGUGUCAGACUCCACCGGAGACUAUACAUAUCAAGAUUCAGAAGAGGCUUUUCCUUUUCUUUUUUUUUUACAUAAAUCUGCUUGAUCAUGAUGAGCUAAAUCCAGACUAUGUAUGAACAAAUAAAUGAAUACAGCAGCCUGGAUGAAUGUGGCGCUGCUCUCCAAGUGUAAUGGUGCCCGAGGUGCUUCAGGUGGGCAUUCAAAAUGUCUGCGGUGGCCCUAAUGACUUGACUGCCCCUCAGCGAGGCUGUCGAUCCGUAUCGUUGAAUGUCCAAAGCUAGGACAAGGCAGGCUGUCGAAAUGGCUGGUUUGUAAACUAAAUUGCAUAUCAUCAUAAGCUAAUGUAAGUGUUUAUUUUAUUUUCCCAAUGACAUUUUCUUUGUUUUUUGUUCAUAUGUCGGGUUGAAAGAAGCUGAGAUGGAUUUACUCCAAGUGUAACGAUCAGCCGUUGGCCUUUUUUUUUUUCCUUCUCUCUUUUGAAUGGCCCUGGAAUAAAAUAACGCCUGACUUCCAAUGAAGCAACAACCUAUAAAAGAGUUUAUUCCAAAUCAUAACCCUGUUCAGUCCCGUCUCCUCUUUGCCUCUCAUCCGUCUCUUGUAGAGAAACUAUUGCUGACAUAAAGAAACCUCUUGUAGAGUAGAACCUAUUUUCCUAGCUCCAAAUAAUAACAAUGAAUGUACUUGGAGCCUGCGUGGUUUGUAAUAUUAAGGCUAUCCAUCCAGUACAUUUAUACUAUAUAUGUUUGCUUCUUGUGUACAGCCAUUUAUGUGUGUUAUUGUCCUCUUAUUUAUAGGCUUUUAAUAAUUGCAGAAAGUAUUAUGUUUUCUUCUUUCAUAUUUCAUUGAUUUUAGAUAUCACCCACAUUACAGCUGAUAUCGUUUCGAUUACCAGGAGCGAUACGAGUCCACCGUGGAGCUGUCUUUCCUCUGGAGGUUUGCUACUGUAGUUUUAGGAGACAAGCGUUCUACACUGUUGCAAAGACGAGUCAUCUUCUCUGUUUCUGGCGCCAUGCUUGUUUGACUUGCUGUAACAUAAGAGGUGUGUGUGUGUGUGUGUGUGUAUAUAUGAUGGUUGCUUUGGUGUGUGUGAUAUUGUUUGCCGUUAGAUGUGUGGCUUCUGCCAAAGCCCUCUGGCCUGAUAUUCCUGUGCUGUAAAAUCCUCCCAGAGUUCAGCUCACUAACUCCUUCGCGCAGGGACACUUGAAAGCGAAGAAGCUGAGCUUUUUGUUUGAGUGUUGCUUGUGUUCCUUUUUGGUGACUGCAUUGCUACACCGAUGCUUUUUUUCUCUUCCAGUUUUUAAAAAAAGCACAGUUUAUGAUUUGCUUGGCAGUCGCCUUGGCUUCAGCGAGCGUCCUUCUCCUCGAUCACUUUGUCCUUGCCGGUCUUUAUCACGCCAACGCCCACCCAGUUACCUGGAGCCAUGUGACGUGUGUGUGUCAACAAAGUCUUUCCAGUUAAAGUUUGCCUGUUUUUUUCAUAUAUUUUUUUUUAGCUCCACGUCUAAAGUAUUGAGCACAAAUAGAAAUGGGCUCCUGGCAGACCUGAGGAAAGAGCCACCAUUCCCUAAUGCUCCCCGGAUGCAGCUCCAUCGCAUUUUGGUUCUCACGUCCGGUCUUAGUUUUGGUUUCAAUGUUCUCUGGAGGUGUUUUAAGAAGCGUCUUUAGACACAUAUAUAUAUAUAUUGUAAUUAUCUAGCCAGUGAAGACUUUUCUUUUUGUGCCACUCGUAUAUCAAGUUGUUACUUACCCAGUUAAACAUCACAUCUACUUCAUGGAUUGGAACUUUGUUAUUAAUAUUCAUCGUUUCCAAACUAUGAAUCCUAAUUUAAACCCGUAACUUCAUCUAUAGUCACCAUCGGGUCAACAUGUUAAUGUGUCCAAUACUUUGCUUUAUGAGCAGACGCCUACCAAACGAAGGCCUUUCCCAUGAGCCUCAGCUGUACGAAGUAGUCAGUGCCAAUAAGCCAGAGGAAGCAUGACACGCCAGCUAAAGUUAGCAUGCUUAACACACUAAAAGGUGACGUUGGUACAACAGUAUACCAGUUAAGCGUCAGCGUUAUUCUUGUGAGGUCAUUAUUAUGCCAAUGUGCAUUUAUCUCAGCGUACAGCUGGGCUUCAGCUCCCCUCACUGAGCGGCUGACUGGCCGAUCUGUUCAUGUUUCAGUCUCAUCGUCAACAUAAACGCUCAUGAGGCCAAUGUGUCUGUGGCAUUCCUCCUUAUCAUCAUCAGUUGUACGUUCAGGACAAUUGUCAGUGUCUAUAGAUAGAUAACUAUAUAUAUAUAUGCGCAGAAAUCUGGCGUGAAUAGGAACCAAUAAGCUCUGGCAGCUGCGACGGAGCCAGAAUGCGUCUUCAGCUGUGUCCGGUUUUCGUAGUAAAUCUGACCUUUACCAAACAUCACCUUUCCAACCAAUGCCAUCCAACUGAUCUCCAUGCAUCUAAUCAUGCACGACUCGUGGGUAUUUUUGUAUUUUCAAAGCAUUUCUACUUGGGUUUUUAUUUACCAACGUGGGGAGAAGGAAGAAAAAAAAACUACCUCAAAGCAGUGUCAGGUGCUAGCUAAUAUUAGCCCUCAUUUCUAAUAACGGAAUACAAAAAUCGUUGUGACCAAACCAAUACAAGCCAAUCUCAGAGGAGAGCAUUGUUCUUUUCUUUAACCUUUAUUAAUUGGAAAACCAAGUGAUCAUGUACGACUGGUUGGUUGCUUUAGUUGGUUACAUUUUGGGGGACCAAAUAUUAUGUAAUUGGAGUCUCGUUGUUUCAUGCGAGUCCUUCAUUUAAUUUGUUUAUUUUUAAACAAUGGCGACAAAAACCAACCCAGCACAACCGAGAACACAUUAUGACAAUGUGUUGAUAUUCCAGCCGACUGUCGGGGGGGGGGGGGGGGGACCGGUUCCACUAGUGUGUCCUCGGUGCAGGUUGAAGGCGACGCUCGACACCCACUUUCAACUUUUUAGUUCGCAAAACAAUACUUUGCAAACGGGUAAUAGUCUCAAUAUUAGGAAGCAGCUUUUCUGUUUUUUUUUAUUUUUACUGGAAUGCCGAGUUCUUCCGUGUUCCUCCUGGAUAGAGCCACUCGGCCGCGUUAACCCCGUACUGCAAUAAAGCCACGGCGGCGGUCCCGGUCGCCUACUUCAUUUCCGUUGUUCCUACGAUUAGCCAGACUCCACAGCAUGUUUUUAUUUUUUUUAAGCUUAUGAAAUGUAGUUUUUGCAUGCAACAAUUAAAGGGAAUAUACUCAUUUAAAAAUAAAAUGCUUUGUAUGUAAACGUCAACGAAAGGUACAUAUGAGGCUGUGUAGCAAUUAACUACAGAUUGUUGUAACUUAGUCUGAACUGAAAACAUCCCGUGUGUGUGUGUGUGCGUGCGUGUGCCUUUUUGUCGGAUCUCUUCUCCAUUUGCCCCAACAUUGGGUUAAUUUGAGUCUUUUAUUUUCAACAUAAAGGUUUGACGAAAUCUUCUGCGCCACAUGUAAAAAAUAAUUUCCAUUUUUGCUCAUGCAACCUUGCGUGUUCGAUGCUGCAUAGAACGAUCAGUAUUUGUGUUUUGCACUUUCAAAGCAGUCGCAAAAAGAAAUCGCCCACUUGAGGUUGGGCAGAAAGUAAAAAAAGAAAUAAAUAACUGACGAGGUAUUUUAUGCUAUCAAUAGGAAUUAUACGGAAUAAUAUGACUUUGAAGAGCUUUUCUAAAAAGGUUGAUAUAUCUAUAUAUUCAUGAAGUACCUCAUAAGCCUGAUAUAUGCUGCAUUGACUUCUUCUUUUUUCGUAGUGUACUUCAUAUUGUCCAAUACAUUUUGUUCCCCCUUUUGGGAGGUUUGAAUGUCACUGCCGGCUGUGCACCCGUCAACCUGACCGAGCUCCGUCACAACAAAGGAGUCCGUUACCCUCCGGGGCCAAAAAGUGUCAUUUAUGCAAUUCUUACACACAUCUCCACAGGAUAUUUUUCACUCGCCACGUCAUAUUUCUGUGCUCUUGUCUUUCUGUUACAUAUAUAUAUAUAUGUAUAUAUGUAUUUGUAUAUAUAUAUAUAUAUAUUCGAUGUAGCCCAAUCAAAAUCGGAUUUAGUUGACGCUCACGAAGCAUCCUGCAAGGCUCUGUGGUCGAACACGACUUUUGACUCAGGUAUCGUCGUGAAAGGGCUGUAUCUGCUUCCUGUGUCCUCGUCCCUUACCCCCCCCCCCCCCCCCACACACACACACACCUCCUGCACCGCUGUCUUAAAAUAGCCUUAGAACUACACGUGAGGUUCCUAUUUGGCCUUAAAGUUGAACAAAUUAUGCACUUCAAUUACAACGACUUGACAGAGAGCUUGAUUCCCGUUUCCGACCCACGUCCCGCGUCUCAUCGCCGCGUUAUCUACCUCCUAUGAAUGUAGGGGCGGUCCUGGAGUUGGAGUCGACUCAUUUAAGGAAAACAGACAAUCAUCUGGAGUUUGUUGAAAAUAAAUAUGAAACGUAUUCCUCUCUUAAUUCAUACAUAAAACGGAUUCCAGGACGCUCCAGUUUUUUUUUACCCCUCUUUGGCCAUUAUUAUUUUAUACAUUGUCCUCUCCCCCCUGUGAGCCAUGAUGGAGAAGCAAAGUGACCAAAGUCUCUGGGCUCAGGCCGCCCUGCACAGCCCGGUGAUUUCAAACCUCCCUUCAUUUGUCUCGUUUUGAGCCGUUUCUUUUCCCCUCUUUCUCUCUUCUCCCUUAUUUAAACCACGACAUGCCAAAACUGAAUUUGCUGUCAUUCCUGUUCUGGUGAGGGUCUUUAUGUUGCUGAUUUUAAAUUGUUCACAUCCACUGCUAAGCUCCUCGUUUCUUGUUGUUGUAAAAGUGUAAGCUUUGAUUUCUAUUUUACAUUUGUUUAUUUUUGUUAACAAUAAUGCUUACAGAACACAAGAUAUGCUGUAAACCCCGUUAGGACAUAAUGUGAAUACGUAUCACUUAAUAUAGUUCACUCUUUGGCUUGACUGUAAGUUGCGUUAAUUAAUAAAAAUGUUUAAGUUUU